Triplophysa dalaica is the source of this 1235-nucleotide messenger RNA. Its product is annotated as urea transporter 1. Bases 96 to 1157 code for a protein of 353 amino acids. The transcript is spliced from 8 exons. Gene Ontology annotation, cellular component: membrane. Lineage: Eukaryota; Metazoa; Chordata; Actinopteri; Cypriniformes; Nemacheilidae. The record is from RefSeq and is a predicted model, not a curated record. Gene Ontology annotation, biological process: urea transmembrane transport. Gene Ontology annotation, molecular function: urea transmembrane transporter activity.
GUAGGGGGAGAGGCCAGUGGAAGUGAAGACUGGUGAGGCUAAAAUACUCAGACUUCAGGCUGAAAUACCGUACGGGUUGGUUGUGAAAAAACAAUAUGUGGAUUUCAGACAAAACAUCCCCACAGCAGCCCGGAGGCUUCAAACAGCGUGUCAUUAAAACACUGCUGUACUGCACUGGAGAAAUGCAACAAUUUCACAUUCAAAUGCAGGAUAAAUUCUUCCCGCUGCAGUUGGCUGAAUGUUGUUUGCGUGGGAUUUCGCGAGUGAUUCUGGUAAAUAACCCCCUGAGUGGAGCUCUGAUUUUGACAGCGUUACUGCUUGAGAGCCCCUGGCAGACUCUGCUGGGGAUGCUCGGCCUCUUGACCUCAAACCUCACAGCUGUAAUGCUGGGACAGGACUGUGCGGAGGUAUCCAGUGCCCUUCAUGGUUUUAAUGGAAUGCUUGUGGCUUUGCUGAUGGGUGUGUUCAGCUCUGCUGGUGAAUGGUAUUGGUGGCUACUGCUGCCUGUCUGUAUUGGUGGAGCUACAACAACAUUUCUGUGGAGUGGUUUGGCUCCAAUUCUGGACCGGUGGGACUUACCAGUCAGUGUCUUUCCUUUUAACAUGGUCAUCCUCCUCUAUCUGGCCUGUACUGGCACCUCUAACCCAUAUUUUCCAAACUAUCCAGCUCUGCAACCAGGAGCGCCAGAGAGCACCAACCACACCAAACUGCAUGUGUCACAGCUCCUGCAGGGGGCGGUGCUGGGCGUGGGGCAGAUUUUUGCUUGUCAGACUAUAGGGUCAUCAUUGCUCAUCAUGGUCGCUGUUCUACUUUUCUCGCCCGUUUUGGCUUUCCACUCCCUCCUCGGGUCUGUCAUUGGCACUGUGGCAGGUCUGUCUGUGUCAGUGCAGCGGGGCUUUUUGUACUCCGGUCUUGCGGGGUUUAAUGGCGCUCUGGGUUCUAUGACCGCGGUGACUUUUUUCAUCUUAAAUUGGAGAACACAACUUUUAUCUAUAGCAAGUGCCAUUCUUUCAUCAUACAUGGACUUUGCUUUGGGAAACUUGCUAGGAUUUGUGGGUCUCCCAGCCACCAGUUGGGCUUCUACUCUCAUAGGCACUUUGAUGCUGCUGCUGACCGGAAAAACCUCAGAGAAUACAGAAUCCCAAGGGGACAAGUAACCUCACCAGAAAUAAACUUUCACUCACGCAUCCAAUGGGCAGAGGCCAACACGAAUGUUGAUGAUGCAUGAGAUGAAU